AUGCCUGUGUAUUCAACUGCCAGUCUCAAAUUAUACUCUGGAAACGAGGACCAGCUUGUCAAAGUCUCUAAUGACCUCUGGAAGAGUUUAGUGCCUGUCAACCAUACUCAAGAUUUCAUCACUGUAUCUGUAUCUGUGCCCAGUUUGGCAGCGCAUUCACCUGUCUCUGAGAGUGCAAAGUCCUCUUUUUCCUCCUUUAUAGCACACUGCAAGCCUACUCAACAAGGGGAAGGAAAGAAUGUAGUGUAUGCUAGUAGUCAAUUGAUUAAGGCUGUCUAUGGGCAAGAUGCGUUAUAUCGUUUGGAUGAGGAAGGCGAUGAGGAAGAUGGUGAAAACGAGGAUAGCCGCGAUGAAAAGGACGAAAAUUCUUCUACCUGUCUCGUUGAGAUAAAACCUGUAGAGCUGAUUGAGCUGGAUGAACUGAUUGUCGGCGCUUUGAAUCAGCAUUCAUAUGAGUUUGCACAGAAAGACCAAGAAGCUUUGAUCCAAUUAUUUGUCAAGGAGCCCAAGUCAAUCAUUCGUAGCUCAGGACAAUAUCACUUCGACAAUGGAUUAUCAUAUGAAGUCUUAAUGACAAAUCCUGUGCAACAAGGUUAUAUAUUCGCCAGUGAUCGCACCAGAGUUUUGACCGUUGACAUGUCUGAUACCGCAAUUGCAACUUCAUCGGAAGCAUCUUCGACCAUCACUUCAGUUUCCUCAGUCUUCCACAUGCUCAAUUCGUCCGCAACACCCAACAUUGCUGAGCCCAAAGAGUUCAACGUCAAAAUUUUGCAGAAAAAGUGGCCUGAAUCUCGCUUAUGUCCUUCUCCUAACAGCGCCAACGACGACGAAAGCCGUGUUUAUGUGGAUGUGAGUGAUCUAGCACAGUGUGGUGUGUUUAGCGGUGAAUGGGUGCUCGUCAGUGGAAAUGAUCCCAAAAAGUCAAGGCUUUGUAGAGUGUUUGGCGUAGAUGAUUUUGCAGGCGCUCAAAGCAACAUUUAUCUUCCUCCAGUGCUGUACUUUAACCUCAAUUUACCUCUCCCUCCUGCUCCCAUCGACGACGUCAAAGUAACAAUCACAAAGGUCAACUCGCCUCCAGCUGAUGGACCACCUAUCGCCCAAGCUGUCAGCAUCGCUCGCAUUGCCUCACCUGCCUCUAUGGACAAAGCACUUCAAUCUGCCUUUUUGGAAUCUUUAAAGCAAUGGUUUGAAGCCAAAGAGCGUAUCGUUUGUAAGGGAGAUGUGAUUGCUAUUUGCUUGAAUGAAGACAAUGCUCGUUUAAAGCCUCAAGACGAUGAUUUAAAUGCUCAAGAAGUGUACAUCAAACCAACUACAUUAGCCUACUUCAAGGUCACUCGACUCGAUCAAGGUGAAAAUACGGAUUCAGCUGUCCAUCCCUCUUAUUUUGGUUCUGGACGUCGUAUUGUGCCCAGCAAAACACAGAUGAUUCAAACAGGCGUUGAAUACUCUCGUGUGCCUGCGGGACCCAUCUCUCACUACUAUGAUUUUUCCAAAAAAUUGCCACUGAACAGAUCUAAAUCACCAGCAUACAACCAACUGCAUGAGCUUGUUUCGUCAUCACUUCAUCCCCUCGGCCGUGAUUUUGAGCUGUCCUGCAAUGCCUUGUUUCAUGGCCCAAGAGGUGGAGGAAAAGCAACCUUGGUCAAGGAAGUCGUUGAAGAUCUCGGUGUUCAUUUGUUUGAGUUUUCAGUGUAUGAUAUUGUAUCAGACACCGAUGCUAAAACAGAAGUUCAUUUGAAAGCAAAGUUUGAUAAGGCGGCUGCUCUUGCUCCUUGUGUGGUUUUAUUGAGACACAUGGAAGGAUUAGCAAAGAAAAGUGCUGUGGUAGAGUCUGGUCAAGAACCAUUACUGGCAACUGUUCUUCAAGAGUGCAUCCAAAACGUAAAUGCCGCUCACGCAACCACUGGUUACCCUGUCAUGGUGAUCGCCACUACAGGCGAUAUUGAUGCCUUGCCCUCCAGUGUAUUAUCUUGCUUCAGACAUGAAAUCUCAAUCAACGCUCCUGACGAAAAGGCUCGUAUGCAAAUAUUGACCAACUUGCUUCAUGACAGUCCAUUAGCACCUGAUAUCUCACUCUCCAAUUUGGCUACUCAAACAGCUGCUUUGGUAGCAAAGGAUCUGGUUGAUUUGGUUGCUAGAGCUGGUGUGUUGUCGCUUCAACGUAUUGACCGCUCAAUUCAUCGUAAAGCAGAGGACACUGAAGAAGAAAGCUCCUCUGCAGCAGCUCCAGAUGCUAGUGCAAUUACCACGCAAGAUAUCCAAGCUGCAGGUAUUGUGCUAACUGCUGCUGAUUUCGACUCUGCACUAGGCGAAGCUAGAGCAAGCUAUUCCGAUUCUAUCGGUGCACCAAAGAUUCCCUCCGUAACCUGGGACGACGUUGGUGGCAUGGCUCAUGUCAAGGACGAUAUUCUUGAUACGAUUCAGCUGCCAUUAGAGCAUCCAGAAUUAUUCGGCGCUGGUCUCAAGAAACGUAGUGGUAUCCUGUUGUACGGCCCUCCUGGUACUGGCAAAACAUUGCUUGCCAAGGCAAUUGCUACCUCUUGCUCUCUCAACUUUUUCUCUGUCAAGGGUCCUGAACUCUUGAACAUGUAUAUUGGUGAAUCAGAAGCUAAUGUGCGUCGUGUAUUUCAACGUGCCCGUGAUGCUAAACCAUGUGUCAUCUUCUUUGAUGAAUUGGAUUCGGUUGCUCCCAAGCGUGGUGAGAAAGGAGACUCUGGCGGUGUCAUGGAUCGUAUCGUUAGUCAGCUGCUGGCUGAACUGGAUGGCAUGGGUGAGGGUGGUGAAGAAGCCGGUGCUGGAGAUGUGUUUGUUAUUGGCGCUACCAACAGACCUGAUCUAUUGGAUCCUGCUUUAUUGCGUCCAGGAAGAUUUGAUAAGCUGCUUUACCUUGGUGUGAGUCAAGAUCACGAAUCUCAAUUAAGAAUCAUCGAAGCCUUGACAAGAAAAUUCCGUCUCCAUCCUGAUUUGGAUCUUCGUAGAGUAGCAGAACGCUGUCCCUUCCACUACACUGGUGCUGAUUUCUAUGCGCUCUGCUCGGAUGCAAUGUUGAAGGCCAUGACUCGUGUCGCAGAUUCCAUUGAGACCAAGGUUCAAAAAUUGAAUGAAGACAAGAGGCCUGACCUCCCAAGCCCAUUGACAGCACAGUACUAUCUGUCUCAUUUAGUCACACCAGAUGAAAUUGUCGUACAAGCAGAAGAAAUCGAUUUUGUGAAGGCAUUAGAAGAACUUAUUCCCAGUGUUUCCGCCACAGAACUUGCACAUUACUCGAAAGUGAGAGAGAAGUUUGAAAAAGUGGAAGAUAACGAUGAUGAAAUCAAGGACGAAGACGCACAGGACGCUGCUGCUGUGGAAGCUGAAAUUGAACGUGCACUUUUAGAAGCUAAAAGAAAGGAAGAGGAAGAUCGUGUAAAGACGGCACCUAUGAAGAGCAGAAAAGGCAAAGGGAAACAAAGAGCUGAAUAA
Molecule: messenger RNA, 3462 nt
Organism: Mucor velutinosus
Lineage: Eukaryota; Fungi; Mucoromycota; Mucoromycetes; Mucorales; Mucoraceae
Product: Phosphotransferase
Exons: 10
Coding region: 1-3462 (1153 amino acids)
Biological process (GO): protein import into peroxisome matrix
Cellular component (GO): cytosol; peroxisomal membrane
Molecular function (GO): ATP hydrolysis activity; ATP binding
Source: RefSeq, a predicted model, not a curated record